Molecule: messenger RNA, 1524 nt
Organism: Humulus lupulus (European hop)
Lineage: Eukaryota; Viridiplantae; Streptophyta; Magnoliopsida; Rosales; Cannabaceae
Product: kinase-interacting family protein
Exons: 3
Coding region: 111-1283 (390 amino acids)
Molecular function (GO): actin binding
Source: RefSeq, a predicted model, not a curated record
UGAGCCUAAGAGAGAGUAUCCUAUAUAGGAUACGUUGCCUGACUCACCUCUCUUCUCAUCUAAAUCAUUUUCACUCUCCCUCACCUGGCCCUGCACGGUGCUCCUGGAAAAUGCAGAUGGAAAAAGCAACAUUAAUGGCGUCAAAUGGAUCGCCUCCCAUGAAAAACUUGUGCUCCCACAGCAACACCUACCCAAACAAACCAAGCUGGCUUCUUUCCACGCUUUCUGAUUUGGAGGAGAGGAUGAACAAUUUAGCAAUAAACCCAAAAGAAGAGGACACAUUCGCAGAGCGAGCCGAGUCCUACUACAGAAAGCAGCCUCAACUGCUGGCCUUACUCCAAGACUUGUACAGCGCUUACCUUACUUUAUCCGAUCGCUACACACAAUCAGCUCUCUCCAAAAACCACCACCACCGCAGGCACUCUUCUUCCCAAGUUUCCACCACAAUCGACAACGAAUAUUAUUUUGAUCAACAAGAGAAUUGUGGCACUACCACCACUACUAUGACCGAUCAAGAAGACUACUCCGACGUUGAGAGCUCUCUUUCCUACGACAAAGCCAUGUUCGGAAGCACCAGUAGCAGCAGUUCCUAUAAACUUGAGGACGAGGCUAUUGUGGUCUCGGAGCUUGUCAUGAAGAACGUGGAGUUGGACAUCUUGUUGGACGAGCUUGGACAAUCAGAGAGGCGGUGCAACGAGUCCUCGAGGAAGAUUGAGCUCCAGAAGAGCCUGCUAGAGGUGCUGGAGUCCGAGAGGCUGAUAUUGCUGAAUGAGAACGCGAGGUUGGGGUAUAGGGUGGCAGCACUGGUGGAGGAGAAUAGAGGGUUGGCUUCGGAAUCUAUUUUUGCGAAGCGGAAGGCAGCGGAGCUGGCUAGAUGCUUGGUGAUGAUGAGGGAGGAUCAAAGGGUCUCCAUGCUGAGUAGGAAGAUUGAGGAUUUGCAAGGACAGAUAUAUGGGUUGGAGAAGAGGAACAAGGAGUAUUAUGAACAGUUAUCAGUUUCCCAGAAAGGUUGUCAGUUGGAGAGUCUUUGUCAAGAAGAUUAUGAUCAGGAAGAAAACAUUGAUAAAAGUAAGAAAAAUAUGGACAAGAAGAAAAACAAGAAUGAUGUUUUUCUGGAUGGUUGUUUUCAAAUGAAGAGGCUCAACCAGAAGCUGAUGAUGAUGAAAAAGACUAGAGAUCAACAAAGUGGUGGUAAUAAAGAAAAGAAAGGGGGUUGGAGUAUGUGGGGAAAGGUUAAGAGCAUGGACAUGUUUCUAUGUGGGGUCAACCCUAGUUCUGUUUGAUGAUGGUGAUAAUGAUGAAGGUCGUAUGAUUUUGAAGCUUUUGACUUGUGAUAUCACUAUUAUAGCUUUCUUCUCGAUCGUACGUAGUUAUGAAUUUAGAUGGGUAGAGUCAAACAUGUCGUAUAGUCAAGUUCCAAUUUGCUCUAGAGGCCUUUUAUAGAAAGUACAAUUUUAUAACUAUAUUUUUGUAUGUAAUGUACCUAAUCUAGAAACUUUGCAGUAAAUAUAUAUUUUUGAUAAA